CCCCGCGGCCAUGCACGCACUACGGCGUCCGGCGAGGGACAUGACUGCCAACGUCGCGCUUUGGAAUAUGCACGCGAUCUACCUGAGCAAAUAAUGGAUCCAUAAUUAGUGCACGUAUAGACCGAUCUCUCGAACAUUUAUUUAUUUAAUUGACAAAAAUGCAAAGUGAAUUACGUACCUGGGCUCUGUGGAACUGCUUUCCCACAUGGGUCCCACGGAAACGCCAUGAUUUCACUGGUUGCCAUAGUGACCGGACCGGUAAACUGUUUGUCUCCAUGGAAACAGAAAGCGUCAACGGGGCAGGUCGGAUUAGCAUUAGCAGCGACCUAUAGCAUUCAGAUUGAUGUGAAUCCGUGCAGUAUCGUGAUUAAAGCCCCGGUUGCUGUUUGUACCGUUUAUAGAUGUAUUUUUAGACACUUCUCUGAAUGGAGGGUCUCGGAGCAUCGUCACUUCAGAACCUGCAGGCUUUGUCCGCCCUCUUAUCUCCACAGCAGCAGGAAGAAGAUGAUGAAGACGGUAAAAACAUGCUGGCAUGUGCACAUCUGGGCCCUGGGAAUAUUGGACCCCCACCCAAAAAAGACAAAGAAGUGUCAACUCCCUACAAGAAGCAGAAGAGCAAAGAUAUCUGGAGUGAGGAAGAGGUGCCUGAGGGCUCCCAGUAUGAUGAUGAGGCUGAUCAACGGGCACAGCCUGAGUAUGAAAUAAUCCUGAAGCAGAGUGUGGGGACAGAAGAUGUGUUCUUGGGGUUGAGUCGAAAGGACCCAUCCUCCAUGUGCUGUGAAGCCAUGCUGGUGAAAAUUAAACUACCAGACACCAAAGCAACAGAUGUGGUCCUUGAUAUAAAAGAAACGUUCCUUGAUCUACGGACGGCAAAAUACAAACUGGGCCUUCACCUCCCACAGCCGGUUCACAGUCAAGAGGGCAGGGCUCAGUUCUACACCGAGAGGGAGGAGCUGGAGGUGACUCUUCUGAUCAAGCGACCCAUGGACAUCAUCAACAUGUGAACAAUUCAACAAGUCCUCAUGUUUCUGUGAAUGCUGCACAAGUUGUCAUAUGCAUGACUUUGCAACUGUUAAAGAAUGCAUUUAUAAUAAAUAUUUUAUCUAAUAAAUGAUUGCACAGUGUUGAACACCCAGUUUUAAUGCGGUAUUGCUUCACAUAUUCAUGCUCAGUCAUGUGCUACAAG
Molecule: messenger RNA, 1186 nt
Organism: Salarias fasciatus (jewelled blenny)
Lineage: Eukaryota; Metazoa; Chordata; Actinopteri; Blenniiformes; Blenniidae
Gene: dnaaf6
Product: dynein axonemal assembly factor 6
Exons: 6
Coding region: 426-1004 (192 amino acids)
Biological process (GO): axonemal dynein complex assembly; flagellated sperm motility
Cellular component (GO): cytoplasm
Molecular function (GO): protein-folding chaperone binding; dynein intermediate chain binding
Source: RefSeq, a predicted model, not a curated record